AUGAAGAUUCCGGUUUUGUUCUCAUUCAUUCUUGUUUCUGUACCCGGUAAUGCGUUUUUAGGUAGAGGAUCUUCUUCUAAAAGCAAGACGGAUGAAGACGCAAGAAGUGUACCUGCUAGUAAUGAUAAAGAUGAAGGUGCUAAAUCUGAACCUGCUGUUAAUAUUGUUAACAGUUAUGCUGCCGGCAAGGCUGUAUAUCAUCCCGGUGAAGUAAGUGUACUUGUCAAGAAUAAAGUGGUAGAUGCGGUGGUUUCCGCCGACAGUGGAGAUACAGCUAUAGACAUAUCCGAAAUUAACGUUGCAAGACCUGAAACAUCGACCGUUUAUGGACUUGAGUUUGGACCAAACGAACUGACAGUCAAAACCUUUUAUUCAGGAAACAAAAUUUAUGCAACUCGCGUUUUAGACAAUGGAGUACUGAUCUGGGAAGUCUCUGGAAAGGAAAGGUGCAAGUUUGUUGAGUUGUAUUAUAAAGGAGAUUCCAAGUUGUUGAGGCUCUUGAUUGUGCUAGGAGGUUAUCCUAGGACUUACUAUCUCUACUACGAGAAAGUUGAUGGCAGGUGGAAGAAUGUCCCAAGUCAAAAUGAGUUUUAUAAGAAACUUGAAGAAUUGAAAAACACCUUUGAACAAACUUCCAGAGAUUCAGAGUCACCAAAGAAUGCCGAGUCCUUUAAGGAAGGCUGGAUUAAAUCAAAGUGGAAUAGUAUCAGAUAUUCAAGGUCGUCCACAAUGAUGUCCAGCCCCGUUCCUCAACAAUCUUUAGACCUUGAUGAUGUCACUGAUCCCAGAUGUAAAGUCAUAUAUGUGGACAUUGAUGGAGUACCUGUAAGAAUGCAUAUUAUGAGCAUGGAUACAAAUGUAACAAAGCUUAUUUACGGGGAAAACGAGGUAUGGACUAUACCAGCAGAAGACGAAUACAUGUACUGCAUAGAAUAUCUCCAAAAUGGUGAAUCGAAAAUCGUGACUAUUAUUACAGACAAAAAAAACGAGUUACAUCAGACAUAUCGUAAGUACCAGGAUACCAAUAGUUGGUACGACGGUUUUGGUUGGUUUGGCACAAAAGGCUGGAAGAAUUACGAUAGGAAAUAUCUUGAGAAAAUUAACGCUCUAAAAGUUGGCCCCAAUCUACCCACUAGGUUUGCUCUGGACAUUUCCUCUUCUGAGGAUACUUAUGACUGUAUAGUAACAAGGAGUGAACAAGAUUGUAUUACUACUCUCUUCUUUGCUACGAAUUCUGGAAACAUUUUAGAAAAGGUUGUGGAUGGCGGUAGGCACAUUUUUACCGUCCCAGAUGAUCGCAUUUGUUACCUUUGUGAAGUCCACUCGAGUGGUAACUAUAAACUUCUGAGACUACACAUAAAGAGUGGAAAUUAUCAGCUUAGUUUCCAAAACUUUGACUACUAUGAUGGGGACUGGGAUGUUCUAACAAACGCAGAGUUUAAUCAAAUACUCAAAACACUGUGGUAG
This is a messenger RNA of Theileria equi strain WA, 1467 nucleotides long. RefSeq lists its product as hypothetical. Bases 1 to 1467 code for a protein of 488 amino acids. Lineage: Eukaryota; Apicomplexa; Aconoidasida; Piroplasmida; Theileriidae. The transcript has a single exon. The record is from RefSeq and is a predicted model, not a curated record.